Gigantopelta aegis is the source of this 3473-nucleotide messenger RNA. Its product is annotated as microcephalin-like. The coding region runs from base 113 to 2620 and encodes 835 amino acids. The record is from RefSeq and is a predicted model, not a curated record. NCBI's taxonomy places the organism in Eukaryota, Metazoa, Mollusca, Gastropoda, Neomphalida, Peltospiridae. The transcript is spliced from 13 exons. Gene Ontology annotation, biological process: mitotic cell cycle.
GUUUAAAUUGAGAUAAGAUAUGUUGUAUUUUUGCACAGUAUUUUCAACUAAAAUGUAUUUAAUUUAUGUAAUACGCUGACGUGAUAAUGUACCUUACUCAAAGGAAACCGUCAUGAACAGGAGAUCACUUGCUCUCAAUGAAACUGACUCAACAGAUGAUGACGUAUUUGUCCUGAAGACACCUAAUUUGAACUGUGCUGAAUCUUCUGUUAACGCUAACAGUAAUGAUGAUGAUGAUGAUGACGAUAUUUCUGGAACACAGCCAGUGCCCAUUCUCAGCGAUGUUGUGGCAUUUGUUGAUGUUCGGACAAAAAAUGACAACAGAAGUCGAGGCAUUUCGUGUGUGUUGGAACAACUUGGUGCCAGAGUGGUUGAUAAGUUUACAAAUGACGUCACUCAUGUCAUCUUCAAGGAGGGAAAGAAGAUGACAAUUAAUAAAGCUACGAAAAAGGGCAUACAUCUGGUGUCUGUGCUCUGGAUAGAUCAGUGCAUGAAGAAUGAGCAGAGAGUUUCAGAAAAGCUUUAUCCUGCAAUAGUUCCAGAACAUGCCAAAGGAACACCUAUUAUCACUGGACGGCUUAAGAAGCUGAAAUCGAUGCAGCCAAAUGACUUUGACGAGGACGUAGCCCGAAGUGCGGAGACGUGUAAGAUACGACGUAAACGGAUCGAGACUAUGAACCGGUUCCGCCUGUGUGACAAGACCCCGUCCUAUUCAUCGCUACCAAUCCUGGCACAAGAUACACAGCCAAGAUCACCUCAUGCUGGUACCUCAGACUGGCAGACACCAGUGUUUUUGACAGUUCCAGAUACACCUCAGAGUAUUAGAGAAAAAUUACUGGAAAUGCAACAAGCUAAGCAAAAUGGUACACCAUUUUCACCGUUUUCAAGGAAUGACGGAUCUCCACCAAUUAAAAAACUGUUUGGUGAUGAUUUUGAAGAAGAUCCCUUUGAUGAACCCAAAGUAGCUGUUCAUUCAAUUAUUGAGGCGUUAGAAAAAGAAACCACAGACAAAACUGAGGGGACUCCGUGUACUCGAAAUGAAAUCAAACAUUUACAAAACGAAAAUGAAUCCAAUAUAUCUGUUUCAUUAGAGAAGAUACAUUCUCAAGAAAGUAAACAGAUGCACAUAGAUAACAGUGAUAAUUGUAGUUCUCAGAAUAGUAACUCUAGUCCUAAACUGGGAGCGAAAAGAAAAAAGAAACUAAUAAAUGUAUUUGCCCCAGUUAGGCCCAAUUCAUUUCUAGUUGAGCCCACACAUAGCUCUUGUGAUAAGGAUAGGUCAGAUCUUUUACUUUCCAAUCGGAAGUCUAAACAAAUUAACAAGAUUACUCAAAAUGAAAAUGUGAGCAAAACAAAUAAGCAGGGAGCUUCGAGAGCUCAAAAACGAAAGGUGGAAACUGCGAGUUUCUCCCCAGAAAUUCAAAGUAAAACGAAAAGGACAAAACAUGUGGUUUCCAAGUCAUCAGCAGAUUGCACUAAAAUGUCUGCAACACAAAAUGGCAACUCUGCAGUACGCAGGAGAUCUACACGUCUUUCUGGUAUAAAUGUGAAUACAUGUAUUCAAGAAAAUAUUUUGAAAAACAGACAAAAUUCUUCUUUGACAGAUCAGACGGAUACAUCUGGUAUUGCCAAUCAUUCCCAAUAUUCCAUUUUAAACAGCUCAACCAGCGGAGAUGCUUCCAUGUCAGUAUUUUAUGGGGACACAACUUUUGCACAAGUCUCUGGAUUGCCUCCCCCUAGACUAAGCAUUGAUGAAUUUUCUGUUGGAAAAUCGAGAAAAGGUGGAAAGCGUAAACCCCUCUCACUGAUGACAAGUGUGUCUGAGAAUGACACUAGUGAAAAAGAAAAUAAUGUGGGGAACAUUGCAACAUUCACAAAAUUACCAAGUUUGCCAAGAGAGAGCCUAGAGUCUUCAAGUAGCAGUGACCGGUGCAGCAGCAAUGAUGACAAGUGUAAAUCGAACUCGGUUCAGCUGAGACGAGCCAAUUCCUUUGUGAUGGAGAAGUCGCCCAAUGGUCCCAGAACCAGGCCGUCACUCGUUAUGACUCGCCUCCAUUCAGAGGAGCAGGAGAGGGUUGUGUGUAUUAUAAAGAAGCUGACCGGGUUCAUUAUUCAAGACACUGUCACAGACACCACCACCCAUGUUGUGCUGGGAGAUGGUCGCCGGUCACUAAACGUCAUCAGUGGAAUUGCUCGAGGCUGUUGGCUUAUCAACAAAGAGUGGGUAUUACAGUCCAGUGAUGCAAAGAAAUGGCUUGAAGAAGAAAAGUAUGAAUCAGCAGAUAAAUUUCCAAGUUGUAAGAUUACAAGACUAGAACGGCAGAAAGACGGUGUGAACUACAGACAGAAUCUGUUCACUAAUGUGGGUCAGAUAUGUAUAUCUUUCAAAUGUGUGCCACCCAGGGGCUCAUUGUCGGCUUUGGUCAAACUCUGUGGAGGCCAGGUAACUGGAUCUGUUGCAAGAGCCAAAAUAUACAUCGGAGAGGACAGUCGGCCUAAUGUGAUCAAUUUGAAACCAGUUUGGAUAUUAGAUUGCAUCACUGAACAUAAACUGCUUCCUUUUGAUAAAUAUUUCAACAACACUGCAAGAUCCCAAAGAGAGAGCAGUCCUGAAUUUUAAAACAAAUUCAAACAAACCAUGGAUGAGAGGUUUUAUCUUGACCACUUAAUGAAUUCUUUGUGGUAUUAUUGCAAAACAAUGGCCGAGAUGUGCUUUUUGUGCUUAAAUUUGGCAAUGGGCAACUAAAAAAUGGCUCAGUUCUGCCUAACUUGUACCUCUUUUUAACUUGGACAGAUAAUAAAUUAUUACAAUCUGUAGCAGUUUUUACUCCAUCUAGGAGCAGGCCCAAGGGGGAUUUGCUGGGGGUGUGCACCCAUCCCCCAAACUUCAAAGUACCACACAAAUCCUUUACAUAACGCAUGUUAGUGUACUUUGGUUGACAGUAGGUACUCUCUUGACAUUGCAACACUCCCUGGGGAAAAUCCUAAAACCACUCAUUAUGUAAAUAAAACCUAUUAGUAAAACCGUCUAUUAAUUCUUUAACUACAACAUUAAUUGGGUAACUUUCAAGUGAUUGAUUUAGCAAGUUUGCAUUAAUUGGAGUACAACCUCGAUGCUGUAGAUCAAACUGCUGUUCCUCACAAAGAACCUGGAAUGCAUGCAUGUUUGUUGGAUGGAAUGAUCUCCCUUGAAGUCGCAAGAACGUAUUUUGAUGAGGUGACCGGAAUUGAAAAAUUGAUUGUGCAAUAUCACCUGACCUAAAAUUGAAUAAUUUCUACUAUGGGUAUACUGAUGAUUACUUGAAUACUUCAAGCAUGUAUGCAAUAACAAAUUGGUUUUGAGCAAGUGCCAGUUUUGUUAAAGGCAUACUGUCACGGAUUUAAGGACUUUAUUUCUCUAAAAAUGGAUAAUAAAUAAAAAUUACAUUAAUUGUUGUAAACCAAAUCUAGCUAUUGCAUCACCGGAACUGAAC